AAUGGGAAGCACACACACGCGAGACGGUGGCAAAGCGAGUCUAGAUUGAAUCCACGGCAGCAGCGGCAGCGGUAGCGGCGGUUCCACCAUGCUCUCCAGGUCCAUUCCGUGUCUGUGGAUUACAUUUUGCCUUCAUUUGUGCUGUUUCGUGGACGGCGGCGACGCGCAGAACGCGAAGGAAGUGAUUCUGCUGGACUCCAAGGCACAGCAGACAGAACUGGAGUGGAUCUCCUAUCCUCCCAAUGGGUGGGAAGAGAUCAGCGGCUUGGAUGAAAACUACACGCCGAUCCGCACAUACCAGGUUUGCCAAGUCAUGGAGCCCAAUCAGAAUAACUGGCUUCGGACUAACUGGAUAGAGAAGGGCGAUGCCCAGAGAAUAUUUGUGGAACUGAAGUUCACCUUGAGGGAUUGUAACAGUCUACCCGGUGUGGUGGGAACUUGCAAGGAGACGUUCAACUUGUAUUACCAGGAAACAGAUUCGGAGGUGGGCAGGAGCUUACGGGAGAACCAGUAUGUGAAAAUUGACACGAUUGCCGCUGACGAAAGCUUCACCCAGGGCGACCUGGGCGAGAGGAAGAUGAAGCUGAACACAGAGUUGCGUAUAAUCGGGCCCCUGUCCAGGCGGGGUUUUUACCUGGCCUUCCAGGAUGUCGGGGCUUGUAUUGCGUUGGUCUCUGUCAAAGUCUAUUACAAGAAGUGUUGGUCUAUCAUCGAGAACCUGGCAACGUUCCCAGACACCGUGACAGGAUCAGAGUUCUCCUCGCUCGUGGAGGUUGAGGGCAUGUGCGUGAGCGACGCCGAGGAGGAGGCCGACAACUCUCCCAAGAUGCACUGCAGCGCCGAAGGGGAAUGGCUGGUGCCCAUUGGGAAAUGUAUAUGCAGAGCUGGAUUCCAUCAAAAAGGAGACGCAUGUGAACCAUGUGGUCGUGGUUUCUACAAGUCUUCGUCCCAGGACCUUCAGUGUUCUCGCUGUCCGGCGCACAGCUUCAAUGACCGCGAGGGAUCGUGGCGCUGCGACUGUGAGGAUGGAUACUACAGAGCGCUGUCCGACCCGCCGUCAGUCGCCUGCACCAGACCUCCCUCGGCGCCGCAGAACCUGGUCUACAACAUCAACCAGACCACUGUUAGCCUGGAGUGGAGCCCGCCGGCCGACACCGGUGGACGCAAUGACGUCACCUACAGGGUUAUUUGCCGGCGCUGCAGCUGGGAACCAGAGGAAUGUGUUCCAUGUGGGCCCAAUGUGGGAUUCUCCCCUGCACAGUCGGGAUUAGUGGACACUUACGUGACCAUCGUGGACCUGCUUGCCCACGCUAACUACACUUUUGAAGUGGAGGCGGUCAAUGGAGUGUCAGACCUGAGUCGGACGCAGAGGCUGUUUGCGGCGGUUAGCAUCGCUACUGGACAAGCAGCUCCGUCCCAGGUCAGCGAGGUCAUCAAGGAGAAGGUGCAGCAGCGAAGCGUCCAACUGUCCUGGCAGGAGCCUCAGCAGCCCAACGGCGUCAUCACCGAAUACGAAAUCAAAUACUACGAAAAGGAUCAAAGUCAGAAGGACCGGAUCUACUCCACGGUUCGGUCCAAGUCCACGUCGGCUACCGUCAACAACCUGAAGCCCAGCACAGCUUACGUGUUCCAAAUCCGGGCCUUCACAGAGGCUGGAUAUGGAACCUAUGGACCCAGAGUGGAGAUCACCACCAAAGAAGAGAACACAGCUACGAUCGUGUCCAGCGAGCAGAACCCCGUCAUCAUCAUCGCCGUGGUGGCUGUGGCGGGGACCAUCAUCCUGGUGUUCAUGGUGUUUGGCUUCAUCAUUGGGAGAAGGUACGCUCUCGCGGGCCCCAUUGACUCUCCGCUCCUACACUGUGGAUACAGCAAAGCCGAUCAGGAGGGAGACGAGGAGCUCUACUUCCAGUUUAAAUUUCCAGGCACCAAAACGUACAUUGACCCUGAAACCUACGAGGACCCGAACAGGGCUGUCCAUCAAUUUGCCAAGGAGUUGGACGCCUCCUGCAUUAAAAUCGAGCGGGUUAUUGGAGCAGGAGAGUUCGGGGAGGUGUGCAGCGGCCGACUCAAGCUGCCUGGAAAACGGGACGUGUCAGUCGCCAUUAAGACCUUAAAAGUGGGCUACACGGAAAAACAGAGACGGGAUUUCCUGUGCGAGGCCAGCAUUAUGGGACAGUUUGACCAUCCCAACGUGGUCCACCUGGAGGGGGUCGUGACAAGAGGGAAACCAGUGAUGAUUGUCAUAGAGUACAUGGAGAACGGCUCAUUAGAUGCCUUCCUCAGGAAACACGAUGGUCAGUUCACAGUCAUCCAGUUGGUCGGUAUGCUGCGGGGCAUAGCGGCCGGAAUGAGAUAUCUGUCCGAUAUGGGAUACGUCCAUCGAGAUCUGGCUGCACGAAACAUCCUUGUCAACAGCAAUCUCGUAUGUAAAGUGUCGGACUUCGGCCUGUCAAGGGUGAUCGACGAUGAUCCUGAGGCCGUCUACACAACAACUGGGAAGAUGCAGGAUGUAAUGAAUUUGAUGUUUACUCCAGCCACUGACCUGCAUUUUACUGAACAGGGCGGAAAAAUCCCCGUCCGAUGGACUGCUCCAGAAGCCAUCCAGUAUCGUAAAUUCACCUCUGCAAGCGAUGUCUGGAGCUAUGGUAUUGUCAUGUGGGAGGUCAUGUCGUACGGGGAACGGCCGUACUGGGACAUGUCCAAUCAGGAUGUGAUAAAGGCGAUAGAGGAGGGCUACCGUCUUCCAGCCCCCAUGGACUGUCCACCCGGCCUUCAUCAGCUGAUGCUGGACUGCUGGCAAAAAGACCGGGCAGAACGUCCCAAAUUUGAUCAGAUCGUCGGCAUCCUCGAUAAGAUGAUCCGCAACCCCAACACCUUGAAAACCCCAGUGGGAACAUGUACACGACCAAUUAGUCCACUGUUAGAUCAGAGCACACCAGACUUCACCGCUUUCCGCUCAGUGGGAGAGUGGCUGGAAGCCAUCAAGAUGGAGCGAUACCGAGACAACUUCACAGCAGCUGGAUACAGUUCCCUGGAAUCUGUGGCCAGGAUGUCAAUCGAGGAUGUGAUGCGCUUGGGGAUCACGCUGGUGGGCCAUCAGAAAAAGAUCAUGAGCAGCAUACAGACGACCAGAGCCCAGAUGCUGCAUCUCCACGGCACCGGUGUCCAGGUGUGACGGACAGCGAGCUCGGAGGGCUGCCUCGGACAAGGGCGGGUUCGAAUGAACAUCAAAAACUGUAAAAAACAGAACUUAUCUGGAGCAGCGCCUGGGAUGCGGGCGGGAUAAUCGUCAUAGUAACCGGACAUGUGUUGUGUCUGGAGUGAAACCAUUCCUUUGUUCCUCAGUGAAGGGUCGUGGUCCGCUUCCUCAAAGGGCACGAAAAAGACGAAAAGGGCAAAAAUCAACAAUGGAAAAAAGAAACUACCUGAACGUGACGACUUUUCCUUUAAUUUUUCUCUUUUUGUUUCUUUUUCCUGAAGCGCUUAUGAACACAACCACAUAUCAAACAGCGCUUUGCAAAGGAGGUUUCUCGAUGUUUCUUUAACUUAAGUGAAGACUUUGCUAUGGAUUUCCUUUAAAAGAACGAAAAAUGUCCUCUUGCGGUGUCACUUCUCUCUUGUGUUGAUUUGUCUGCCACAGUGACAUGUUGUGGCACUUGUUUUUAUCUUUUUUGGACUUGACAACAGGGUAAACUCUUUUGUCUAAACACAGAGGGAAACCUUUUUGGGUGCAGAAUCAGAAGUAAUUUCUGUACUUUCCAGACUCAUGGAAAACGUCCAUUCAAACUCUACACCAGAGUUGGUUUUGACAAAUUUUUUUAACGAGGAAUUUUUCAGAACGGUGCACCAACAAGGAGAUGCAAGGAGGCUGAAUUGUUCUUUGAAUCACCAGACUUUUAUAUCAAGAGUAGCAAUAUCCUUUGUCCUAGCGUUCACUAAAGGUUGGAUUUUGGGAAUGUUUUCAGCACUGUUGAAAGAUUGUAUUGAAACCGCCGCUAACUGUUCUGCCAUCAUUUUGCCUAAAAUGUUGCAAACAGUGUUUUUGUUGUGCAAAUCCAAUUUCUAAAGGGUGGUUAGAAGAAAGGUCUUGUCGUAAUACUGCCUUAAAAUGUGUUGGGAAAAACAUUGCUGCUGUUUUAGGCACUUCAGUGGCGAUGCUUUCUGCGGUUCAUUUCAAGGGUGGGUAACAAGACUGAGCUCCCUUUUGUUAGUUUUAUUUUUCUUUCCUUGUAGUGUGAUGUCUUUUAUAUCUGGAACUUGAAUCAGUGAAAUUAAGUGCAUGGACACGGUUUAAUGCCACGAGUGACACAGUUAGGAGAUGGACUAAACAGAGCAAUAAUUACCAGGUAGAAAUGGUCCUCAAUUUUUAAGGUGCUAGGUUUUCAUGCAUGUCGAGUGCUGCACAGACAAGGAACAAGGAAAAGAGAGGAAAGGAAUGGACUUCUUUGACCUAAAAGAGACAGUUCUAAAGAGCUCCGAAAACUGCCGAGCCAAGUCAUCAAAUAAAUAAUCAUGUCGUGUUUUGCUGCUAUGAUAGGCUAAUCAUUUGACAGAAAUCUAACAUGGCGUAAAAAUGCUAAAUUGAGCGGCUGCACAGAUAUGAGAAGUACCUUUGGAAACACUAGAAAGGUGCUGGUUAUCCACGCCGACGUCAUGCUCUGGCAUCGAUGUGGAAUCAAAGAGCGCCUUCGGGGUUCGGGUAUGAAAAGGCAGGACCAAACGGUGGCGGAUCAUGGCGUUAAAUCCAACCGCCGCCGCUUCUGGAGGCAGCGACACAGACUGGCUUGUUUAUUCAUGUGUCUCGGCGGCUCAUCCCUCACAGGCGUAGAUGUGACGGAACAUGCAUUAAAGUGUCUCUUAAGAUUGUUCCUCUGUUCUUUGCAUGAGAAGCAGAGAUGAGUUUGGGGGGGUAGUAGGGAUGGGGGGGGGGGGGGGGGGGGCUUUGCACAAGACGUGCUAAAAGCCAAUCAACCUAUUUGGUGCCAUCUGUCUACAUUUCCAAUGCAAAGCGGAAAAAAGAACAGAAAAAAGAGAAAGUUUCAAGUAUGUUUGGGUGCAGUAUUCUUUGAUAAGAACAUACAGUUAUUCAGAAGUGGUGUUCACACAAAACCAUUUUAUUUCUCCUGCUGCUGCUGUAACCUAAAAGGGAAUUCUAUAUUUUCAAAGACCUUUCCUUUCCCUGUUUUUGUUGCCCCGUCCACACUCAGCUGGUGUAUAGUGGUGUCUACUUCGGAGAAUCAGAUAUACUGCUAUAAUACUUGAUAAAAUUUGACUUUCUGAGACUAUUUUGGCUGAUCUGUUUCACAGAUCACACAACACAUUUGUCAUGUACCUGUUUCCCUAAUGUAUCUGGAUUUGCAAAGAGACAAUGUGAUUAGAGCUGCAACUGACAACUGCUUAUCGCCCAGUUCUUUCUUAGUAUUUCCUUGAGCACUUGUCUGUAUAAUAUCAGAAAAUACUAACAGGUCCAUACAGAUUUUGAAGAGUCCAAAUCUCAAAGAGUGUCACAAACAACUGACCCUUUGUUAAGCCCUUUCUAAGAAUUUCUUAUUUGGAUGCACACAGACUAUCCUCAAAGUCUAGAGGUGGUUGUCACGUUUAAGCCGAAAGGGGUUGGAUGUAGAUUAGACACUAAUGACUGAAUCUAUAAUAUGACAUAUUUUAUAACUGACCUUGGCCUCACAUUAAUAGAGGAAAUAAACCAAAUGUUUAGGAAUAAUGUAAAACAUCAGUGAGAAGUAGAUAAACAGAUACACCUGCCAUUGGUGGCUAACAACUGUUUACUAAGCUAGUUAAAGUUAGGUAGCAUUUGACCUUCGAGCAAAGAGUUUUAUCUCAAUCAAAUUAACUUUGUAUCACAGCUCUUAAUACAUUGCAGUCCAUUUUGUUUCCUUCUUUCUGAUGUCUCACUUCUAUUAGAUUAUCUCUGGCUAGAGACAUGUAGAGAGACAUACUAGUAAAGCUUGAGGCCCACCAAAAGGAUGAUGAGACUUGACAAAGGGUCAAUAGUAACAGCAUUUGCAGCAGCUGGAAAAUGUUUAACAAUUGCAUUUGUUGUUAAUAUAUCUGGACUGACUGAUCAGAUAAUGAUUUUAGCAUGUUUGUGAGCGUCACUUUAAUCUAUCUUUGAUUGUCUUAGCGUAUUUAAAUCUUUUACAAACAGGGUGUCGAGCUGUUGUUAGUUAAAUCAUGGUUAAGCUGGUUAAUUGGGAGGGUGUGUUAAAGAAAACAACCGUAAAUGUUCUAAGGGCGUGUUGUUUUCACACUGUGGGUUGGAGUUAACCGGCUUAGUGUGGACACAGAACGCUCAGAUCCAUUUUCACAGCAGGACUCACCUUUGUGAGAAGACACCAGGAAUUAGUCCUGACCGCCUCUGAGCCCCCCCUUCCUUAUCCAUACAGCAAAGCUCAGCAGCUGGGCCUCAGCCAGACCUUUGAAUUACAUAAAGUCAUACAGUCAGCACAAAACUCCCCAGUUCACAGGCAGACGCUGGCCCCCCCACCCACCUCCUCUCUGCUUGGAUUUAAAGGGUUCCUGGCCCCCGGGGGCCCCCCCUCAGACCCCACCUUAUAAUACCUCUGUCCCUUCUUCUUUACUGUGCUGGGGAGACAGCAGUUUGAGCCAAAUUGAGAUUAAGGCCAGGAUACAAUCGAUCGAGUCUCCACAUCAUCUCCAACCUUCACUAACACCAGUCACUCGCUCACUUCAUCACGUUUUAGCCUCGUUCAUCCCCACGUCUGAACUUCAGGUUGCUCAACUUUGGAUAAAAGUUUUGUUGUGGCUCUAUAUCAGCAAAAAACACAAAAAGAAUAAAAAAUUUAGAAAAAGACAAAAAAUAAACGGACUAAAGUCUGGAGGAUGUAAAGGCUGACUGGAAUCAGGACGAGCAGAUAGAGUAUGAAGUUAUUUUUCCAAUCUUGCCGUUCAGGAGUUGUGUUUCACCGCUUUGGCAGGGUGAUGGAUAAUUCCAAAGAAAGCAGCACUGUUGAUUGUUUCAGAAAGAGCCUGGAUUGGAGGGAAUCUUUGUAUAUGUUCUAAUUGUAAAACUUGUACAUUUUAUUUAUAUUGUUUUUUACACCUAUUACUCAGUAGAGAGCUCUGAAUACAUUGAAAAUGCACUAUAUUUUUCUAUCUUGCAGAGGAAUUAUUGUCACCCACAAGAUUUCAGUUGUACAUAAUUUUUCAUUUAGGACCAAAGACGGCUGAUAGGAUUUCCAUCUUUUCUUUGACUUUGUCUUUUCUUUUGCCGUUUAGUUGACUGUACAGGAAUACAAAUUGUUGAUUUAUUAUUUAUUUUUCUGUGAUGAAAGUAUUGAGAAUAUUCACUGGUCAAAAGUAUUUUCCCCAACAGCAGAACUGUAAGAUCAUUUAAUUAGAUAAUUUCUUGUUACAUAGACAAUUCUUUUUGCUUUGUAACCUUUGUAAUAGACUGUACAUAUAUUUUUGGAAAUAUAAUACAAUCUCUAUAGAAGUU
This is a messenger RNA of Sphaeramia orbicularis (orbiculate cardinalfish), 7474 nucleotides long. It is a transcript of the gene epha7, whose product is annotated as eph receptor A7. Lineage: Eukaryota; Metazoa; Chordata; Actinopteri; Kurtiformes; Apogonidae. Gene Ontology annotation, molecular function: protein binding; ATP binding; transmembrane-ephrin receptor activity. The transcript has 17 exons. Gene Ontology annotation, biological process: protein phosphorylation; ephrin receptor signaling pathway; axon guidance. Gene Ontology annotation, cellular component: plasma membrane; dendrite. The coding region runs from base 89 to 3175 and encodes 1028 amino acids. The record is from RefSeq and is a predicted model, not a curated record.